This is a messenger RNA of Gekko japonicus, 1832 nucleotides long. RefSeq names its product otopetrin 3 (gene OTOP3). Lineage: Eukaryota; Metazoa; Chordata; Lepidosauria; Squamata; Gekkonidae. The record is from RefSeq and is a predicted model, not a curated record. Gene Ontology annotation, molecular function: proton channel activity. Gene Ontology annotation, cellular component: membrane. The coding region runs from base 1 to 1770 and encodes 589 amino acids. Gene Ontology annotation, biological process: proton transmembrane transport. The transcript has 8 exons.
AUGUGGAAUCCCAACUACGAGAUUGUGCAGCUGACUGGAGGGCUGGAAACAAAUUCUCCUUCCAAUCAGGCAGCCAAGCAGAACAGCCACUCAGCCAUAGAUCACAAAUCAGCCAUGUGGCAGAGACGCCAUCCCCAGGAAGCUGGAGGAGACCAGCCAGAGGCCCCUGCCCAGCCAGAGGCCUGGAAGAUCCGCUACGAGAAGUCCUGGCUGCACCGACACUGCUCUUCCCUGUUGCGCAGGGACAAGCAGGCUCAGAAAGCUGGACAGCUUUUCUCAGGCCUCCUAGCCAUGAACGUGGUGUUUCUAGGCAGUGCCUUCAUCUGCAGUAUGAUUUUUAACAAGGUGGCCAUUACUCUGGGAGAUGUUUGGAUCUUCUUGUCCAUCCUCAAGAUCCUGGCCUUAGGCUGGAUAGCAUACUAUUUACUGUUCACUAGGCGGAAGCCACAUGCAGUCUUGUAUCGGGAUGGCCACGCAGGGCCAGUCUGGGUUAAGGGAUCUCUCAUGCUGUUUGGAGUGUGCAGCAUCCUCCUGAAUGUCUUCCGGAUAGGAUACGACAUUAUCCACCUUCAGUGCAAAUCCCAGCUGGAAAUCCUGUUCCCCUGCAUAGAAAUACCCUUCAUCUGUAUUCAGACUUAUUUUAUAUGGCAUCAUGCAAAGGACUGUACCCAGGUUCAGCACAACCUCACGAGAUGUGGGCUGAUGCUUACUAUGGCCACUAAUCUUCUGCUGUGGCUCUUAGCAGUGACCAACGAUUCCGUUCACAGGGAAAUUGAUUCAGAACUUAACAAACUUAUGCGGGCAUUUGAAGGAAACAGGACCAGCUCCUGCAAGUGUCCUAACACAAUAGCAUGCAAGGUCUUCCAGAGAGGAUAUAUUUUGCUGUAUCCCUUCAACACAGAAUACUGCUUGAUCUCCUGUUCCAUGCUCUAUGUCAUGUGGAAGAAUGUGGGCCGGCGCAUUACUCAAAACCAUGCUGCUCGUUCUAAGCCUAAAUUUGAAAUCCGUGGCUUAAUUUUUGGGCCUCUGCUUGGCAUUUCUGCAGUAAUCAUUGGCAUCUGUAUUUUCAUGCUGUAUCAGAUCCAAGCCGCCAAUUCCUCCCCAAGCUAUCAUGUGUUCAUACUCUAUUAUUCCUACUACAUCACUUUGCUGCCUUUGAUGACAGUAGGGGCCCUGGCUGGAACUAUCAUCCAUGGUCUAGAAGAAAGGGAGCUGGACACACUGAAAAAUCCAACACGAAGCCUUGAUGUGAUCUUGCUUAUGGGAGCAGCUCUGGGCCAGAUUGGCAUCUCGUAUUUUUCCAUUGUAGCCAUUGUGGCCAUGAACCCAAAGGGUCUGUUGAACAGUAUUAUCCUAGCCUAUUCAGUGUGCCUCAUUAUUCAGCACAUCACCCAGAAUAUCUUCAUCAUUGAGGGGCUCCAUAGGCAGCCACUGGUGGAGAUGGAAACAAAAGGAGAGAAGUGUGAAGAUAGUCCUUCGAAAGCAUAUAGCUUAGAGAUAAGACAAGAGAUCAGAAGAGCUUCUCAAGCCUACGUUCAGAACUGGAAAAGGAAGGCUCUGCAGGAGAUCUCCAGCUUCUUGAUCAUGUGCAACAUCAUACUAUGGAUCAUGCCAUCCUUUGGAGCACAUCCAGAGUUUGAGAAUGGAUUAGAAAAAUCAUUUUAUGGCUACUCCACCUGGUUUGCUAUCGUCAAUUUUGGGCUGCCCUUGGGUGUGUUCUACAGAAUGCAUUCAGUUGGUGAUCUUCUGGAGGUGUAUCGGUCAGCCUGAAUCAAACUCAGUUCUUUGUAUAUAGAUGCUGCAGUAAAAUACUGAACAUACAGACCCAGGAA